UUUGGUUCAAACAAUGGUAUAGGUUUGGAAUGAGGAAUGAAACAUGGGUGGUAUGAGGUUGGAACUUGAUACUUGAUUUCAUGUGUUUGGUUUUAUCUAGGAAUGAUAGUUUUCCUUUUAAUUUUAAACUAAAGGUAUGGGUAUGAGCCAUACCCACCUCCCCCUUGGGUUUCAAAAACCCAUACCUUGGGGGUUUGAGGUAUGGGUUUGAAAAAUAAAAUUUCUAGAAACAAACACAAGGUAUGGGUUUUGGUCAUCCCAAACCCAUACCUUAUACCUAAUAUGCUUGAACCAAACACCCCUAAUAUGUUCUUUUGUUCUCCCAUGUCUUUAAAAUAAAUCUAAUGUCUCUUCAAAAAAAAUAAAUUUAAUAUUCUUUUCGAAUGCGCCUAGCAUACUAUUCAUGUAUUUUCUCCUAAAAAAUCUGAAUGGAAAUUAGCAGGAUGAGUCAGCUAGCAGCAAAGUAAGAUGAUAUGCUAAGUUUGACGCGUAGAUUUGCAGGCUAUAUAAUCAAUUUUCCCGCUCUCUUCUUUCUCUCUCAUCUUAUAAUCAGUUUUUGCACACGUGUCUACCAUGGCCGAACUGCUGUUGCCACCUCUUCAUCCUUCUCUUAAACCCAUUUGCCUUCUCUCUCUUCCGCUCUUGUUUCUGCAACUGUCAGUGAAGUGAACGACUUCCCCAUUCUCGCACAACAUAGACAUGUAGUACAAUUAUUUGGAGCCUGCUUCAAAAGCUGCUGGGAUUGAUUCACAACUAUCACAAGUACUGGCUGCUGUUGUUUGUGUUGGCAUAAAUUUACAUGCUGAAGCUCAUGUUCUUUCUUUUUAUGAGAAGCCUUUGGUUAUCGAUCGUUACUUGGAUGCAGCUUCUAGGACUGAUAGUUAACUGGCACGCAAAUAUGUGCUGGAGAUUUAUCCAAUGGACUGUGAGCAUCACAACUCUUCCUAUACGAGCUUUAGGUGCACUCCGAAGGGUGAAAGUGAUGGAGAGGCUUCUCCAGGAAAUGCAAAAUGAGCUAGAGAGCCUCUCAUGGGAUAGUGAGAAGCUAGCAGGACAUUUGAGGCUGGCUGUCAAGGAACAUCAUCUUAUGGAGUCGAUGUUGGCUGAUUUAGAAGAGAAGCAUGACAAAGCUAUUGGUAAAAUUGAAUUCCUUGAGAAAGAGGUGACGCGCCUGAUAGACAAGAAUCUUAGACUGAAGGAAGUUCAGACUAAAGGAAUCUGUGAUCCAGGGAAAGUGGAAAUGUCGAUUGAUCCUGAAAAGGAUGAGCGUCCUUGGCAUUCUAGAAAAAGUGGAAAUUACAACUUUCAAGAAGACCUACAGUUUCCACAAACACCCAGGACUACUAAGGAGCAACUCCAAACUGGGAUGGAUCCUUCAGGGCUUGUGGAUCCACUUACACCAUUGAUUUUCUCAAGCAACGUAGAUGUAGAUGCAGCUCUUAAUCAACGAAGGGAGGUUGCACUAUCCCAGAGUCUUUUUAGCUCCUUGUUAUCUCUGCUGGUUGGAAUGAUUAUUUGGGAAGCUAAAGACCCUUGCAUGCCUCUUGUGUUGGCUCUGUUCACUGUGGUGGGCAUGUCUUUGAGGAGUGUAGUGCAGUUCUUCUCGACCAUUAGAAAUAGACCGGCUGCUGAUGCAGUUGCACUUUUAAGUGUCAACUGGUUUAUCCUUGGCACUCUUUCCUAUCCUACAUUGCCGAAGGUUGCCCAUAUGUUGUCUCCAGUCAUUUCAACCUUUCUAGGGCAAGGGUCAGGGUCUGAACUUGGUUCUUUGUAGGUCGGUUUUUAGGCAUGUAUUAUUUGAUUAAAUACUUGUCUUUGGUUCCCUUCGUAGGAGGUCUGUAUAACUUAUCGCUUGUGUAGGAAGUCUGUUAAGGUCAAUUGAGGCGGUGUGCAACUGUCUACAACCCCCCCCCCCUCCCCCAUCCCUCUACUUUGAGAAGAAAAAAGGUUUUGCAGUUGGCAUCUGUAAAUGUUUUUAUAGUUGUAUAUGGUUUUGGCUUUUGUUUUGCCCCUUUAAUGAAAGGCUAUGUAUAGCCGUAUAGGUAAUCACUUUGUACAGGCAGUAUAUAUGAAGAUCUACCAAAAUUCGUAGUUUGUAUAGAUAGGCUGAGGUACAAGAACAUAGCCAUUUGAACAGUGCAGGUUUGGAUGGGUUAAAAA
Messenger RNA from Chenopodium quinoa (quinoa), 2160 nucleotides. RefSeq lists its product as uncharacterized. Bases 800 to 1774 code for a protein of 324 amino acids. Lineage: Eukaryota; Viridiplantae; Streptophyta; Magnoliopsida; Caryophyllales; Amaranthaceae. The record is from RefSeq and is a predicted model, not a curated record. The transcript has 4 exons.